CUCAAGCAGAGCCUCGUCAUGCUCACUGCUAUCAGGCUCCGGUCGCGACUCGCUCUGCAAUGCACGUCACCAUCUCGUUUUUACAGCGUUUUGCCAGACGAUCUCAGGUCUGAAUUGACGGCCCACUCGAUUCGAGCCAUGAAGAAUCGGGAUAAGGUCCGCUCAACGACUAUCCGCUCUGUCCUUGCCGAAAUCUAUCUGGGGGACAAGGCCGCAGGCGGUAAACUCCCACCCGCAGGCAUAGUUUCUGUGCUGAAAAAAUCAGUUGCACGUAGGACUGAAGCCGUCACUCAAUUCACUGCAGCUGGCCGAACUGACUUGGCCGAAAAGGAACAGGUCGAAAUCGACAUCCUCUCUUACUACCUGCCUACACUGCUUUCCGAGACAGAUAUCGACAGACAUCUGAGCGACGUUUUCAAAACUCUGGCUGACGAGGGGAACACUUCUCCUAAGCUAGGCGAUGUAUUCAAGCUAUUUUACAAGACCGUCGACAAGUCUGUUGUAGACCCGAUCAUGGUGAAGAAGAAAGCGGAAGUUCUGGUUACAGCUAAUAUGUAAUCGUAAUUUCAUUCCACUCGCAGCUCUCCAUUUUCCGUCGGAAUUAGGUUCUCGACGGUCUCAUCCAAGUUUUCCACUGGUCCGGUUGGAGGCUCUGGCUGGGAUGGGCCGCCUUCGUCUGAUGGAGGGACUACAGCUGCCACAUUUGUUUGCUCGAGGGAUGUUGUCGCAGUGGGCACGUUAGUAUGGGGCCCGGGUUCCAACACUGUCGACGACGAUGCCGUCCCCGAGGCCGCUGCAGGUGUAGCUGUGGCAGUCGGGGUCGAAAUCGGCAGGGCACUCCUCAUGCGCAUCAAGUCAUCGAUGCAUCGGUACACGGCGCUGGAGACACCCUCCAGAACUCGCAGUCUUUCGUCGAUGGCCUCCCUAGUGACCUGGUCCAUGAUAGCCAACUGUGCAUCCGUCAGGUUCGGAGGAAGUUGCGAAAUUGGAGGGCGAGGGUUGUAUCGAGAUUCCGAGCGAAGGCCUGUGCGGGUGGUGCGAGAUGGACGAGGGGCUGAGCUCGUGACACCUGCAUUGCUGUAAUCGUACAGCGGGAUGAGCGCAGGCAACUGGGCGCGUUUCUCAGUCGAGGCAGAGGGUGCGUCUGUUGUCAAAACCUCGGGGUCUUUCAAUUUGGGUACUUCUUGCCCAGUUGUUUGGGACGGCCCAGCAGUUUGAGGGGCACUAUCCCCACGUGUAGCAGCAGACGUCCCACCACUGUUGAAUCGCCGCAACGCAGCCAAAGCUGCAGCUUCUCGAGGAGUAGACGGGGUUGCAGACGACGCCACCGCUGGAGACGCAGCUGAUGGUUCUGGUGGUGUGUCGCUCGCCGGAGUAACCGAUGUCGCAUCCGAUGAAGCGGCGGGAAGAACCUCGCCAGGAUCAUGCGGUUGCUGCGCACCGUCGUCAAUUGGAGGCCACGGUUGCCAUGCGCCGUCAGGACCGGGAAAGCCUUGGAAUUGCGGCGGUGGCUGGACUGCUGGUUGGUCUGGUUGGCGAGGGUUCUGUUGCUGAACGUGAUAUUCGAUUAAAAUCGGCUGGCCGGGUGGAUUUGGAUUCUGGGCGUUGAGAUUUGGGAAGGGUCGAGCGGCUUGACCGUGAUUAGGCUGCUGAGGUUGCGGAAACCAUCUGUUGACCAAGCCGAAUGCAUUAUUCUGUCCAACAGCGGGAGCUGGAGCUGCAGGGUUCACUCCGGGUCCGGCAGCUGCCGCUUGAGCUGCAGCAUUGUUGGCGGGCCGCGGAGGUUGUUCGAGAACAUUCCGCCGACUAGGAAGUUGUAUUAACAGGACAUUGCUGGAAAGGACAGAGAGAUUUACCAGGUGGGGCAGCUUUGUUGACGCUCAAGCCAAGAACGAAGACAAUUGAAGUGGAAGAUGUGUCCACAAGGCAACUUCUUGGGUGUGGUAUUCGGCCCGUCUUGUGCCGGUGCCGGUGCUGCUCCCGGGGCAGCAGCAGCUUCCGCAGGUGGUGCAGGCAAGACCAUUUCUUCACGACAGAUGAUACAUGUGUGAUCAGACAUGGCAGCCAUUUCCGCCUCACUAGCAUUCGGAUAUCGCUGGUCCAUAUUGCGAGUAGCAGUCUGGUAUCGAUGCAGAGAGGAGAGUCGCGUGAUGAGUGAACGAGUGGUGACAUACACGUCUCGCAGGAUGUUGAGCGGAAGACCGUAGAAAGUCAUGAUGACCAGGAAGAACACCAAGUACGUGGUCAACUUCAAGAAAUCUGCCUCGGAGUCAAUGACGCCUUGGAUCAAGAGGAUGGACGCACCAGUCGCCAGUUCGACAUAAAAUAUCCACAUGCUCUUGCUUUCCCAUUGAGGCGCGUUUUCGCCUCCGCGUUGACUGGCACGGCGGAACUCGUACGUUGAAAGCAAGUACUUGCAGACCGUAUUUGAAACGGUGGCCAUGAGGAUACCAUACUGGAGUAUGAUAUGAAUUUGUGGAUUGUACGCUGGCGCCUGCAUGGCGUACCUCGCUGGCAAACAGAACCAUGCCUCCAAUCCCGUUUACGAUGGUACUGUCCACAGCAAACAUAAAGACGAGGAAGUCGAUGCUCCAGAGCAGAAAGAACAACGCGCUCAUGCGGACGUGGAAAAGAAGCGGUGGUCCCGGGUACGGCCGUUGGUCCAUCUUCGAACGACAUUAGCAUGUUAUCGACUGCGGUGUGCAGAGAAGUAUCACCCAUUCAAUGCGGUCGGCAGCGAUCCAGUGGAAAGCUUUCACGAAAAGUAGAAAUCCGAACAUCAUAAUGAAAGUCGCGUCGAACUCGUCCCGGAAGAUGGUGAAUGCUAACAGAGACUCGGUGACGAAGAACCACAGGCGGUCAUAUAGUCGCUGUUGGAUGCAUCAGUACUCAUUCACCCGACCCGACUGCACUAUACCUCGACUUCGCUGGGGCGUAGCGCACCGAAGAAGAUUUUCUGAACCACAUGAGCCGUCAACAGUGCCGCAAUGAAUCCAAAGUUGGCGAGAACCUAGGAUGUCCUGAGUGAUAGCCCAGGCGCCUUUUCAAAGAGCUCACGAGCACACUCCUGCUGCUCUUUGACAGAUAUAUGGCCACCGAGUAGAAGUUGCUGUAGUUUCUCAAUGCAUUCGCGAUGGCGGCAGAGACGGCAAAGAACGAGAAGACAGCGUAGAGAAGAAGUCUAUGGGUGCUUAUGGACCCUGUAAGCGCCUGCGUCCGUUCACGCAGAACCUGCGCUAUGGGCGGCAUCUGAAAGUUGUGGUUGCCGACGCGUGAUGAAAUGACACGUCGUGCUACAAGCGUGGCGCGAGCUAUCGGAUCAUAAUACUUGGGCGUCUAUCAGUGGGAAUAACAGCCACGUGUUCGGAUUUGUUGAUCCACCAACGCGACAACCAGUAGAUGAAUCUAUGAAUGGAGCGGGAUGAUAGAUUACUCCACAUAUGCACUCACUAGCCACCAUUCUUCAUUCACAUAACAGCACAACUGCAGUUUGUGCAGAAAGGGAUCUCCACGUGACUGUCCGUCUGUGCAUCGGCUAAGUACCACGGUUGAUGAUCGUAUGGCAUCCAUCCAUUGCCGAAGACUGGUAUCUUCACGGUCCUGACCCACCACUUCGAGCAGAGCAAAUAACGCGACAGGAGCGCUUACAUAAUCCCCAGCCUAUCUUGCGCUUACCUUCCCUACGUGAAUUGAGGUUUCUACGCGAAUUACCCCGGAUCUUAAUAGUCCAGGGCAUUUGGUAUUUAGGCGCCUAACUGGUGACAUAGGCUUGCUGCUUCAAUAGAGCCUGCCCAGAACGUAUCGAGAGGUUUCUUUUUUUGCCUUGGUCUGGACCCACACUUUGCCCUCUCUCAUGGCGACGCUGCGCCAACGUCGUUCGGCAGAGAAACCGCUGCUCGAUUCAUCUGCAAAACCAAGCGAUACAUUGCCCCCUUCUCGAGCAUCUGGGGGGCGUUUGCACACUGGAUCUUUUCGGACUGUAGUCUUUGGAUCGCUUUGUCUGGGGCUUUGGUGGUUCAAUCGCACCGAGACGUCCGUCACCGACUACUCUCGUCCCUAUGCACUCUGCUCCCACUCUCAGACCGAUGUCUACACUGUCGAUGCUGUGAACACUCAAAGGCAGUGCAUUCUAGUCCAGCACGGCCUCGUCGGUCUCACUGGGUCUUUAGCGGAGCUUCAAAUGCACUGGAAUAAUCACGCGAUUUCCAACUCGAAACUGCAAGUCCGAUUUAUCCCGUCCGGGGCCAUCAUCGUUCCCGGGCUCAGCGACGCUCAUGCUCAUCUGCUGGAGUAUGGUGCCAGCAAGCAGCUCGCACUGGAAGGCACCCAAAGCAUCGCUGAGACAGUCACUCGAGUAAGGGAUUACGUUCUGGGCAACUCCGAUAUCAAAGCCAAUCCGAAUGCCUACGUUCUCGGAGGCGGGUGGGAUCAUACUUCAUGGUCGACCACCCGGUGGCCCACUGCCGAAGAUCUGGAGCAGGAUCCAGUGCUCAAAGGUCGACCGAUCAUCUUGCAGAGUAAGGACUGCCAUGCGCUCUGGGUGUCAGAGAAGGUGAUCUCUGCGAGCGGGCCUUUCCCCCCGGCAGUGGAUGGCGGUGUCAUCUUCCGCCAGGACAAUGGAAGCCCGAACGGAAUGUUUCUAGACAAUGCACAGGAUUUGUUGGCCCAACCGGAGCUGAGCGACGACGAGCUCCAGCGCCGCUUCGCGACUGCGAUCAAGGAUGUUGUCUCCUUUGGUGUGACUGCGGUGCACGACGCCGGGUUGAAUCCUGCGUCGCUCAAGUUUUUUGCCAAACAGGCUGCACUCAACAAACUCCCUAUCCGGAUCUAUGCUAUGCGUUUCUUUGAUGAACGUGAAGAAUACUGGGGCAACAAAACUGAACCUAUCAUCGAUGCAGGAAAUGCAAGACUCAACGCACGAAGCGUAAAGAUAUUCGCGGAUGGCAAGUACCUCAUUAACACGUGGCUAUGCUCUGAGCGAUCUGCAGGCGCUCUUCGCACCAGUGGCGCCGCGCUUUAUGAGCCCUAUCAUGAUGAUCACGGGACCACUGGUGCUAUGAGACUGACCCCGGAAGUGUUGCAACGUUUUGUGCCGCUGUUUCUGCGGGACGGAUGGCAAGUGAACGUGCAUGCUAUCGGAGAUCGAGCGAACGGGAUCGUGCUAGAUGCCUUCGAGUCCUCGCUCCAAGGUGCCAAUGUGACAGCUCUGCGCCCUCGUUUGGAGCAUGCCCAGAUCGUGACCCAGGCUGACCGGGAGAGGCUGGCUAAGCUAGGAGUCAUCGCCAGUGUCCAGCCAACUCACGCAAUCUCGGACAUGUCCUAUGCUCAAGAUCGGCUUGGUCCGGAGCGUGUCAAAGAUCUCUAUGCUUUCCGGUCUAUCAUUGACAGCGGGGCCAGGAUUGCACUCGGCUCGGAUUUUCCCGUCGAGUCGCCGAACCCCGUGCUUGGGUUCUAUGCUGCCAUAAGCCGCCUUUCUCCCGAAGGGACUUCUCCCCACGGCCCCGGCGGAUGGUUUCCCGAACAACGUCUCACUCGUGCAGAAGCUUUGAGAGGGAUGACCAUCGAUGCGGCCUAUGCAUCAUUCACCGAAAAAUCGCUUGGAUCCUUGGAACGGGGCAAGCGCGCGGAUUUUGUAAUCUUGUCCAAGGACAUCAUGUCCGUCCCUCUCGACGAAAUUUUGUCCACCAAGGUCGUCGCCACCGUGCUCGAUGGAGUUCCCGUUUAUGGCGGCUUUUAAGUCGGUGUUGAUCGGACACAGAUACAAUUUCGUACUGGACUUUUUCGUACCGGAUCCCUCUGGACUUGGAAUUUCA
Molecule: messenger RNA, 5813 nt
Organism: Mycena citricolor
Lineage: Eukaryota; Fungi; Basidiomycota; Agaricomycetes; Agaricales; Mycenaceae
Source: the annotation of a GenBank genome assembly